Panicum hallii is the source of this 1870-nucleotide messenger RNA. RefSeq names its product transcription factor MYB44-like. Gene Ontology annotation, biological process: regulation of DNA-templated transcription. Lineage: Eukaryota; Viridiplantae; Streptophyta; Magnoliopsida; Poales; Poaceae. The record is from RefSeq and is a predicted model, not a curated record. The coding region runs from base 164 to 1195 and encodes 343 amino acids. The transcript has a single exon. Gene Ontology annotation, cellular component: nucleus. Gene Ontology annotation, molecular function: RNA polymerase II cis-regulatory region sequence-specific DNA binding; DNA-binding transcription factor activity, RNA polymerase II-specific.
GACCUUCACUUGCUUGCCACUCCACCUCUGCUCAUACCUCCUCCCCUCCCUCCUCCUCCUCCCCCGCCUUCCAUCCAAGAAGGCAAGAACUCGCCACUCCAUCCCAUCAAUCAUCACAAAUCAGUCGGUCUGCAGCACCCAGCCGCGUGCCUCGUCUUUACCCAUGGCGUCCUCCUCCCCGUCAUGCCGCACCGCCGCCGCCGGCGGCGGCGGCGGCAAGCCGGACGUGGACCGGAUCAAGGGCCCCUGGAGCCCCGAGGAGGACGAGGCCCUGCAGCGGCUCGUGGCGCGCCACGGCGCGCGCAACUGGUCCCUCAUCAGCCGCUCCAUCCCCGGCCGCUCCGGCAAGUCCUGCCGCCUCCGCUGGUGCAACCAGCUCUCGCCGCAGGUGGAGCACCGCCCCUUCACGCCCGAGGAGGACGACACCAUUCUCCGCGCGCACGCGCGAUUCGGGAACAAGUGGGCUACCAUCGCGCGCCUGCUCUCCGGCCGCACCGACAACGCCAUCAAGAACCACUGGAACUCCACGCUCAAGCGCAAGUACUACGCCGCCGCCGGCGGCCAAGCGGCGGACGCCGCGGCGGCGGGGCAUGCCGACGCGGACGACGAGCGGCCGCUCAAGCGGACCAGCAGCGACGGGCACCCGGGGCUCUGCUUCAGCCCCGGGAGCCCGUCGGGGUCCGACCUCAGCGACUCCAGCCACCACAGCCUGCCCUCCGUCAUGCCGUCGGCUGCUGCUCCUGCCGUGACAUCGCAGCAGCAGCAGCACGUGUACAGGCCGGUGCCGCGCGCUGGCGGCGUGGUCGUGCUCCCGCCGCCGCUGGCGCCGCGGCCGCCGUCUCCGCCGGCGACCUCCCUGUCGCUGUCGCUGUCCCUGCCCGGGCUGGACCAGCAGCCCGAUCCGUCCCCCUCCCCUGCUCCUGUACAGAUGCAGCAGCAGCCGGCUCCUUCUCAGAUGCCGCCGCCACCCCAACCGAGCUUGCCGUUCCAGCUGCAGCCGCCGGCGAUGAACCUCGCGUCGCCGCGGCCGCCACAACCGGCGCCGUUCAGCGCGGAGUUCCUGUCGAUGAUGCAGGAGAUGAUCCGGAUCGAGGUCCGCAACUACAUGUCCGGGUCGGGCCUGGACCCGCGCGCCGACGCCGGCGCCGUGCACGCCGUCAGCAAGCGCAUGAUGGGCAUGGCCAAGAUCGAGUAGCAGCAUCACCAGCAGCUACUGAAGUCACUGAUGCGAAUCGAUCCGCGGCGGCAGCGCGCGUGCAAGAAAGAACGGCGUGGCCAAGCAAAGCCGAAACAGAGGCCGUGCGGCGGCGGCAAGUGAAGAGAAGAUGAGCCGAGCUCCACCGGCUUCGUUCCAAAGCUGUCGUUGUCGAAACGAAAGAUCCUUCCUUCCCAAAUCCCCCCCUGUCUAGAGUUCCCUAAAUCUAGCCAUUUCUUCUCUUCAAUUUUUUUACCCCCUUCUGUCCAGUUCCAUCCAGUCUAGUAGAAAGUCUCCAAGGGAGCAGAGCAGGGCGCGGAGACGAAGAAAACUUGGUCUUCUCGUCUGCCUGUCAGCCAGGAGACGUAGAGGCACAACACUCCCCCUCUGAAAUAAGGUGCAGAGCAAGAAGGAUGCUUCCUUCCUUCCUUGCUGCUUGCUGGUGGGUGACCAGAGAGUACCAUGCCAGCCGGCCGGAGUAGUAGCCAUGCAUGCAUGCAUCCAUGUUCUUUUUGUACAGAAACCGAAAACAACAGGAAAAAAAGAAAUGAAGAAGAUGAGAAUCGAUGAGAAGAGGCCUCGAGUUUCAUGGAUCACGCAUUCUGCUACCUUGCCUGCAAACAACACGCGUGUGCGCGACUUCGUUCCUUGUUUUCAGUCAGCUACUGCAACCUA